GUUAGAAAGUGAUACCCAGAAAACGCUUUAACUAACAGAAAGAACAAGAAAAAACAAAAAAUCCCAAAUCCAGAAAAAAGAAUUUUUCACCAUUUCUCUGUGCUUUAAAUUCCAUCAAAAUUGAAAUUAUUAAAUCAACCAAUUUAAUUACUUUAUUAUUGGUUCGUAAAUGGCAUCUCAAUCAGGUGAAUUGGUAGAGACAUACACUCGUGUUUGGUAUCUUUGUUGAGGAGUUGCAGUCGAUCCUGAGUUUUGGUUCGGAAGAAAAAGGUAUAUAUAAUGGCGGAUGGCAGUGAGUAUAUUGAACUCAAAUUCAGAAUAUACGAUGGAACAGAUAUAUGUCAUUGCAGCUAUGUGUCAUCAAGUACUAUACUUUCUCUUAAGCAAAAGCUUGUCUCUGAGUGGCCUCAAGGUAAAUCUAUGGUACCCAAAACUUCGAACGACAUAAAGCUUAUACAUUUGGGUAAAGUUUUGGAGAACAAUAAGACACUAUCAGAAUCCGGGGUACGUGAUGGUGCCUUUGCAGGAGGAGUGAUCACUAUGCAUGUUGUUAUUCAACCCGUUAUAGCCAAAAAGAACUCAGCCAAAAAACAAGAUGAUACAGGAAAAUUGAAUUCUUGUGGAUGCACAAUUCUAUAGAUCUGUGAGUGGGCUCGGCUGUGUGAUUAUAUGAAGUUGCAGAUAUUUGGAAGUGGCAUGACAUUUGAGUUGGGAUCUUGAAUGAUGUCGGGAUUCGAGUGGUUUUCUUAGUACUACAUAAUGUUGCUCUUGUUGUAAUGGGUUUAUCUUUUUCUUGUAUAUUGAAAUCCCUUUGGGAUGGGUUAUUUAUGAAGUGUGUAAGAUUGGACCAACUUUAGGCCAAAGCUUACUAACCCAAAGCAUGUAGAGCAAAAGUUUGUUUUAAGGAGUUUACAUUUUCAUUGUUUUAUAAUGAAUUUGAAUUCAUUUGGAGAUACUAAA
This is a messenger RNA of Erigeron canadensis, 960 nucleotides long. RefSeq names its product membrane-anchored ubiquitin-fold protein 3-like. The coding region runs from base 280 to 639 and encodes 119 amino acids. Lineage: Eukaryota; Viridiplantae; Streptophyta; Magnoliopsida; Asterales; Asteraceae. The transcript is spliced from 4 exons. The record is from RefSeq and is a predicted model, not a curated record. Gene Ontology annotation, molecular function: protein binding.